Molecule: messenger RNA, 1466 nt
Organism: Aspergillus wentii DTO 134E9
Lineage: Eukaryota; Fungi; Ascomycota; Eurotiomycetes; Eurotiales; Aspergillaceae
Product: M20 family metallopeptidase
Exons: 1
Coding region: 16-1278 (420 amino acids)
Molecular function (GO): hydrolase activity
Source: RefSeq, a predicted model, not a curated record
CUCAUAACCUUCAAAAUGACUCAAAACAGCCUAUCGAAUAUACUCAGAGCUGCCACUCUAGACCUAUCUCCCUACGAGGAACUCUACAAGCAUUUCCACGCACAUCCAGAGCUCUCACGACAGGAAAAAGCCACCUCGGAAACAAUCACCGCCCAUCUAUCCCAGCUAGGCGCUUAUGAAAUCCACACACACAUCGGUGGAUACGGGCUCGCCGGCGUUCUCAGAAAUGGCCCUGGAAAGACGAUUCUGCUACGGGCCGACAUGGACGCGCUGCCAGUCAAGGAAUUGACCGGGCUACCCUACGCGAGUUCAGUCACGAUGGCUGAUGCCGAGGGCGUUGAGAAGCCAGUCAUGCACGCGUGCGGACAUGACAUGCACAUCACCUGUCUCCUUGCGGCGGCGGAAUUGCUCGCAAAGACACAGGAUGCGUGGAGCGGGACGUUGAUUGUGCUUUUCCAGCCUGACGAAGAACGCGGGGGCGGCGCGCAGGCGAUGGUCGAUGAUGGGCUUUAUACGAAGAUCCCCAUGCCGGAUUAUGCCUUUGGACAGCACGUUAUGCGGUUGCGUGCGGGGAGUGUUGGGUCCCGGACUGGGACGAUCAUGGCUGCUGCAGAUAGCUUGAAGAUUACACUGUACGGGCGUGGUGGACAUGGAUCACAGCCACAGCAGACAAUUGAUCCGGUGAUUCUCGCUGCGCAUGUUGUUCUGCGACUGCAGAAUAUCGUCAGCAGGGAGGUUGACCCGACUGAUCUUGCCGUCGUGACGGUGGGCAGUCUGCAGGCUGGACAGACGGAGAAUAUCAUCGCCGACAGGGCGGAGAUAGGCGUCGACUUUCGCAGUGUCAAGCUGGCUACUCGCGAGAAAAUCCUCGCUGCUAUCAAACGCAUCGUCGAGGCCGAGUGUAUCGCCAGUGGCUCGCCGAAACCGCCCUUGUUCACGCCCACCCGACGGUUCCCACCUACUGACAACAACGACCGUCUCGCCGCCCAGCUGGCCGAGUCUUUUGGAGACCACUUUGGGGGGCAGUUUGAUGGUGAUACGCCACGGACGAAUGUGAGCGAGGAUUUCUCCACGCUGGCGACUUCCCACGGCAUUCCGUGCUCGUUUUGGUUCAUCGGGGGAGUUGACCCGGGGCUGUGGGAUAGGGCUCAGGCAGAUGAGGCUCUCAUGCAGGAGAUUCCGGGGAAUCACUCUGCGCUGUUUGCGCCGGUGAUUCAGCCGACCAUGAAGACGGGCGUGGACGCAUUGUGCAUCGCUGCGUUGACUUAUCUGAAGUAGCCAGUAUAUAACAUUAUUUGAUAGGCUAUUUCUCCCACUUCUUUAGCGCACCCUGGUUAUAUGUAAAUUCUAGAGGAUUAAUCAUACAGACGUUGCUGCAGCACUCUUAAACAGCUCAGAUCACAACCCAGCAAUGGGAAACGGAAGACAGCGUGUCCAGCUUUAGAUAUCAUGCCUUGCAGAUUUAC